Wyeomyia smithii (pitcher-plant mosquito) is the source of this 2761-nucleotide messenger RNA. It is a transcript of the gene path, whose product is annotated as proton-coupled amino acid transporter-like protein pathetic. Gene Ontology annotation, cellular component: vacuolar membrane. Gene Ontology annotation, biological process: amino acid transmembrane transport. Gene Ontology annotation, molecular function: amino acid transmembrane transporter activity. The transcript is spliced from 8 exons. Lineage: Eukaryota; Metazoa; Arthropoda; Insecta; Diptera; Culicidae. The coding region runs from base 582 to 1979 and encodes 465 amino acids. The record is from RefSeq and is a predicted model, not a curated record.
CAGCACGGCCUGCGCAGUCUACGUUUCGAUUCAACAGUUAGAACUUCAUUGAUGCGACCGGGCUAUUUUUGAGUUAUAAUAUUAGAAGAACGGUACCAGAAGGCACCAGUUAAUCAUCAGCGACAGUUGCAACCACAUCGGAACAUUUUGUUCGCUAGUAAAUGUUUGAUACCAUACUUCAGAGAGUUACCGCCUGAUCCACACUAAGCCGGCUGUGAGUGUACGCGAAAAGUGAUGAAUGUCUAGUUCAUAGAUUUUACGUUUGAAACUGCUAAUUGUAGGUUCAGUUGUUCGUUGGACUUCAUUGGUUUACAACCUUUCUUAGGUUCUAGUUCAAAAGUUGCAUCGAAUGUGAUGCAAGUGGUUAAUUUUCCCUAUCACUAAUUAGUUUAGUAGCAAUAAGGUGUUCUAGACAAAUGUUACCUGCAAAGUUUAUGCUUUCCUCCUAAAAAAAGACACCAAAAUACAUAUCGGUGCCUCUGAAAAAAAAAACCGGAUCGGUUCAGUGAUUGUCGAAAAAAAAAGUUCCAUUCAACUGGAUUUUUAUUCAGUAAAAAAGAAGCAAUCAAACCACUAGUAUAAUGGUCAAUGAAUAUACAGGACCUCCCGCUCAAGAGUUGGAGACGUUUCUCCCGAAAGAUGCAAAGAAUGGAACAUCAAAAUACAAGAUCACUCCGGCCAAGCCUGAUGUGGAAACCGCGGCGGUGCAAUCUUUCGAUCCGUUUAAGGAGCGAUCCUUGGAACAUCCUACCACCGAUGGCGAAACGUUAACCCAUCUCCUGAAGGCCUCACUCGGAACCGGAAUUCUGGCUAUGCCAAUAGCCUUCAGCUAUGCUGGCCUCGUAGGUGGAAUAUUCGCAACAGUUCUAACGGCACUUAUCUGCACACACUGCGCCUAUGUUUUGGUCAAAUGCGCCCAUACCCUCUACCAUCGAACAAAAUGCACGGCAAUGACUUUUGCAGAAGUAGCUGAGAUCUCGCUGGAAAAUGGACCCGAGUGGGGCCGCAGGUGGAGUAAAUUUAUACCCAAGUGUAUUACCUACGGUCUGUUUGUGACUUACUUCGGAACAUGUGCCGUGUACACCGUCAUUAUCGCUACCAACUUUCAACAAGUCAUCGAGCAUUACACAGGAUCGGAGAUGAAUUUGCGAGUCAUGAUCGCCAUGCUUCUGGUGCCCUUGAUCUUACUUUCGUGGAUCCCUAAUCUGAAGUACCUGGCGCCGGUUUCGAUGGUCGCGAAUGUUUUCAUGUGUGUUGGAUUGGGCAUCACCUUCUACUAUCUGGUUACCGAUAUGCCGGCACUGAGUGAAAGGCCCAUGUUUGUUUCUCUCAUGAGCUGGCCGUCGUUCUUUGCGAUCGUGAUCUUUGCUAUGGAGGCAAUCGGUGUUGUAAUGCCGCUGGAAAAUCAGAUGAAGACUCCGCAAAACUUUAUCGGAAUUUGUGGUGUGCUGAACCAGGGAAUGGGUGGAGUUACCUUGAUUUACAUUCUGCUGGGAUUCUUGGGAUACGUGCGAUAUGGAGACCAAGCGUUGGGAAGCAUCACCCUUAAUUUACCAGUUGAAGAAAUACCCGCCCAAGCCGUGAAAAUUCUGAUUGCCUUAGCUGUUUAUUGUACAUUUGGACUGCAGUUCUACGUUUGUCUGGACAUCGCAUGGAUUGCCAUUAAAGAUAACUUCACGAAGCGCCCCACCCUGGUGAACUACACGAUGAGAACCAUUCUCGUAACUGCCGCGGUGUUGCUGGCUGUCGCCGUCCCUACCAUUGGACCAUUCAUCGGACUUAUUGGAGCUUUCUUUUUCUCAAUCCUCGGUCUGCUCAUUCCUAUUCUGAUUGAGAUGGUCACCUAUUGGGAGCAAGGCUUUGGCAAAUUCAACUGGGUUAUCUGGAAAAAUGUACUUGUAUUCUUCUUCGGACUCAUCGCACUGGUUUUCGGCUCCAAGGGUGCCAUCGAAGACAUUAUCCAACUCUAUGUUAAAUAGACUGAGUAGCAUUUCAUAUAUUCAAAUCUCGCAGCUGCAAUACUUAUAACAAAAAAAAAAAAUAUAUAAGUGUGAGGCACAUAAUGCGUCCUGCCGCGACUGCAUUUUUAUGCUUUUUGUACUAUUAAUUUUAGAUAAUGGUAAUGACUUUUGUCCCUAAAAGAAAAAAAAGUGCUCUACAAAGUUGUAGGAUAGUUAAAAUAAAGACCCUUCGACACAAGUGCUUUACAGUUGCAGUGAUAGAAUUUAAGACAAGUGCCUACUUUCAUUCAGUCUAGUGGAAACCAGGGCGAAUAAAAAUAGAAUGCAAUGACUUGAAUUAAAUCGUUUAGUGCAUAUGGUAGGGAUUUUACUAAACUGUAGUUUAGCGGACACGACGCUUGCGUCAGUGAGAUGAAACGUAAUUGUAAAGACGGAAGUAUUCGUAUCCGCAGAUUGAAUGUUGUUUUGCGGAUAUCAAUACACCAAGCAGUGUGCGGCCAUGGGACCUAAUAGAUUCCGGCUAGGCAUAGGUUAUUUUAAAAAUAAAUAAAAAUAAAAAACACGAAGACACACCAAUUAAACCUAACGUUGUCAUUAGCAGAAACAUUAUAUGCAGUAUAAAAUUUUAGCAAGCAAAAUUCUUUUUAUAAAAGAAAUCAACGAAAUAGGCAUACAAUUUAAAUGGCAGCAAUGAAUAAAGUUACUAUAGACACAAUUAGAUUUUCUUGUAAGACUCACAACCCCUGCUGUAAUUGUGGUUUAAUAUAAAGAGCAACCAGUUCGUUGCAAUCACUGGUUAA